GCAAGGUCUUGGGCUGGAAUCGAGGCGACAGGGCCUCACAGUAAGCCGUGGCUGUGCCUGUGGCGUUUGGACCCCUGCAGGUAGCCGCUGCUUAGUCAUUGAGGGGUCCAAGAAACGCCCCGAAAUCCGGUGCUUUGGAAUCAAGCUCUCCACUCUAAUUUUCCUCUGCAAGACAGUGGCGGCCCUCGGCGCUGGCUCGGUCAGCGCAUCACGUCACGACUCUCAUCGUCAAUCUCCAUAUCUUAGUACCCUUGAUUGAUUUAGUAGCGACUGGAGCCCGUAGAUAUAGAAAUUGAACCUCCAAUCCCCCCGACGUAUGUAGCUCUACUUCAAACAGACACUCUUCCUCUCAGUGCUUGUCGCGAUCAUAGCUGCCGCCACCAUGUCGAACAACCUCUUCGCGCGCAUCGUGCGCCCCUUCACCGUGUCCAACCGUCUGUCCAUUGCGCCGGACAGUCCCGCGUCCGCCACGCCGCUCCCCGAGAACGCCCAGCGCUGCACCGUCGCGGCCGGAUGCUUCUGGGGCACAGAACACCUGUACCGAAAGGCCUUUGAGGGCAAGGGCCUCCUGGACGCAAAGGUCGGCUACAUUGGUGGUGACCUCGAGAACCCUUCCUACAGAGCCGUGUGCGGCGGCAGGACUGGCCACGCCGAGGCGGCGCAGAUCAUCUUCGACCCUGAUCAGGUCUCCUACCGCCAGCUCCUCGAAUUCUUCUACCGCACACACGACCCCACAACCCUGAACCGUCAAGGGCCCGACACCGGCCCACAGUACCGCUCCGCCAUUUACUAUCACAACCCGGAGCAGGAGAAGGACGCCCGGGAAAUCACCCAGCUGGCCAACGAGAAGUGGUGGCACGGCGGCAUCGUCACCGAGCUCGCGCCCGCCGGCAAGUGGUGGUCCGCCGAAGAGUACCACCAAAAGUAUCUGCACAACAACCCCGGGGGCUACGAGUGCCCAAGUCACUUUAUCAGGAAAUUGCCACCGCUGGAGUGACUGGGCCAGGAAGGUCUGGGGCAGACGAUGUGGAAUAGGGUCAUGGGUACAAGAAUUAUGCGAGCCGUCAUUUAUUAGGGUAUGGGAAGGUUGCCGUAUGAGCAUCCUGCACGGGAGCUUUGAUGAAAAUAUCCGGCUGGACAUUAUGAGUCAGUGGCGCACGGCGCUUAUCAGGAAUUGAGUGUGGACGUUCAACAUCAAUGGUUUCAGUUAUGA
Emericellopsis atlantica is the source of this 1213-nucleotide messenger RNA. RefSeq names its product peptide methionine sulfoxide reductase MsrA. Gene Ontology annotation, molecular function: peptide-methionine (S)-S-oxide reductase activity. The transcript has 2 exons. The coding region runs from base 383 to 997 and encodes 204 amino acids. NCBI's taxonomy places the organism in Eukaryota, Fungi, Ascomycota, Sordariomycetes, Hypocreales, Bionectriaceae. The record is from RefSeq and is a predicted model, not a curated record.